UCACGCGGUGCGACUCCGCAAGUCAUGUGAUGCCAAGAUGGCGGCGCCGCGGUAGCUUACUCUUGGUUGUUGCGUCCGAGGAGCCUCGACGGUUUCUGUUCUCGGGCCGUCGGGGCCGCCACGCUUGGGUGGUCGUGCGGCGGCCCGUAGCCCCGCGUUGGGCACCCGCUCAGGCUGGGGCUGUUGCCGUCGCGGUGGGUUAGGGGGAGCGCCAGUGACCUCGCUGCAGGUGCUCUGCGCCGGCCGCGGUCGCCGGAGGAGGAGGAGAAGGGCAGCCGGCCUCCCUAGUCUUCCCGAUCAGCGGAGUUCAUGAGGCCUCCGAGGGCCCUGGAGGACUACAGUUCUGAGGGUCUUCGGGAAUUUGAGUCCUCGGGUGUGUGACAGGCAGCUCGUACCCCCGAGGGCGCAAAGAAGACCGCAAGGAGUUUGCUUCCUCCUCCAGAGGCCUGGCUUCCCCGCGUUAGCUACAUCCGCAUUGUUUCCCACUUCCUCUCAAUGCUCUCUCCGUAUAUCUGGAAAUAUGAUCAGCGCCCCUGACGUGGUGGCCUUCACCAAAGAGGACGAGUACGAGGAGGAGCCUUACAAUGAGCCGGCCCUGCCGGAGGAGUACUCCGUGCCACUCUUUCCCUUCGCCAGCCAAGGAGCCAAUCCGUGGUCCAAACUGUCCGGGGCCAAGUUCUCUCGGGACUUUAUCCUUAUUUCCGAGUUCUCUGAGCAGGUGGGACCCCAGCCCUUGCUGACCAUCCCCAAUGACACCAAAGUUUUUGGUACUUUCGAUCUCAAUUACUUCUCUUUGCGGAUCAUGUCUGUGGAUUACCAGGCAUCCUUCGUGGGCCAUCCCCCUGGUUCUGCCUACCCCAAGCUGAACUUCGUGGAGGACUCCAAGGUCGUGUUGGGAGACUCCAAAGAGGGAGCCUUUGCCUAUGUGCACCACCUCACCCUGUACGACCUGGAGGCCCGUGGCUUUGUUAGGCCCUUUUGUAUGGCUUAUAUCUCGGCCGACCAGCACAAAAUCAUGCAGCAGUUCCAGGAGCUUUCGGCUGAAUUUUCCAAAGCUUCAGAGUGCUUAAAAACAGGCAACAGGAAGGCAUUUGCUGGGGAACUCGAGAAGAAACUGAAAGACUUGGAUUACACCAGGACAGUGCUGCACACGGAAACGGAGAUCCAGAAGAAAGCCAAUGACAAAGGCUUUUACUCCUCUCAGGCCAUCGAGAAAGCCAACGAGCUGGCCAGCGUGGAGAAGUCCAUCAUUGAACACCAGGACUUGCUGAAGCAGAUCCGCUCAUACCCUCGUCGGAAGUCCAAGGGGUCCGAUUUGUGUUCCCGGGAGACAGAGUACACCCAGGACCGUCCCAGCCAGGCAGCCACUACCUCUGACCCUGAAGAGUCCGCUGACACAGACCGAUACACCUGCAGACCCGCCUACACCCCGAAACUCAUCAAAGCGAAGUCCACCAAGUGUUUUGACAAAAAGUUGAAAACCCUGGAGGAGCUCUGUGACACCGACUAUUUCACCCAGACGCUGGCUCAGCUCAGCCACAUUGAGCGCAUGUUCAGAGGAGACCUGUGCUACCUCCUGACCAGCCAGAUCGACAGAGCCCUCCUGAAGCAGCAGCACGUGACCAACUUUCUCUUUGAAGACUUUGCAGAGGCCGACGACAGGGCGGUAGUGAGACAGGAGAGUGCACCCGCUGAGCCUAGCCAAGAUAGGCCACCUUCCAGGUCUCUGGAGAAAUGCCCAAUUCCCCAGGUGUUAAUUAGCGUGGGCUCCUACAGGUCCAGCGUGGAGUCUGUGCUGAUCAAGAUGGAGCAGGAGCUUGGUGAUGAGGAGUACAAGGAAGUGGAGGGAACAGAAUCGGGCAGUUUUGACCCCCAGGACAACUUGAAAUGCCAGGACAUGGACAUGAAAGGGAGCAUCAGCAGCGGUGAAAGCAUUGAGGUUCUGGGCACCGAGAAGGACACCUCUGUGCUAUUCAAGUCUGACAGCCAGGGCAGCCUGACGGUGUCCUUGAGCCCGCAGGUGGUCCGGAGCAAAGCAGUCAGCCACAGAACCAUCAGCGAGGACAGUAUUGAAGUCCUCAGCACCUGCCCUUCUGAGGCUCUCAUCCCUGACGAUUUUAAGGCCAGCUACCCAAGUGCCAUUAACGAGGAAGAGUCAUAUGCGGACGACGGCGAGGGAGCCAUCCACUUCCAGGUAGGCACCAGCCCGCCAGAGCCAGGGGAGGCCGAGGAGGGCAGCGUGGAAAACACACCGCUGCAGACAGAUGCCUCCUGCUGCAUCGGGAAGGAGACCAGGGGUUCGCAGGUGCCCCUCUCCCCUCCAGCCCUCACACUCUCUGACGAGGAGGGGGUCGUGAGCACCCCCCCACAGCGCUCCAGGCAGAAGGACCAGGGCUUCCAUGUGGACUUCGCCAUGGAAAACUCCAACCUUUCUUCCCGAGACCACAGUUCCGAAGGCUUCCCUGCCUAUGAGCUAGACCCAAGCCACCUGCUGGCCAGCCGGGACAGCAGCAAGACCAGCCUGGACAACUACUCGGACAGCACCAGCUGUGUGAGCAGCGCCGCCUCCACCAGCUCGGACAGGACGCCCUCCUCCGCUCACCCCACCGGCCCCUCUUCCGAGAGGCAUAAGAAGAGGGCCGGCCAGAACGCCUUAAAGUUCAUCCGCCAGUACCCCUUUGCCCACCCGGCCAUCUACUCCCUACUCAGCGGGAGGACACUUGUGGUGUUGGGGGAGGAAGAGGCCAUGGUCAGGAAACUCGUGACAGCAUUGUCCAUCUUUGUCCCCAACUACGGCUGCUGUGCGAAACCUGUGAAGCACUGGGUCUCCUCUCCGCUGCAUAUUUCGGAUUUUCAGAAGUGGAAGCUUAUUGGCCUGCAGAGAGCCACGUCCCCCGCCGGCACCGGCGCCCUGCACGCCCUGAGCCGCUACAGCCGCUACACGAGCGUCCUGGACCUGGACAGGAAGACGCUGCGCUGCCCCCUGUACAGAGGCACCCUGGUGCCACGGCUGGCAGACCGCCGCACCCACAUCCGGCGGGGCAGCACCUACUACAUGCAUGUGCAGAGCGUGCUCGCCCAGCUGUGCGCCAAGGCCUUCCUCUACACCUUCUGCCACCACCUGCAUCUGCCCACCCGCGGCCAGGAGGUGGAGGCGGCAGCCGCCAGCCGCCAGGCCAGCUUCCUGCAGCUGAGCCUGGGCCUGGUGAACGAAGACGUCAAGGUGGUCCAGUACCUGGCCGAGCUGCUGAGGCUGCACUACACACAGGAGCACCCCGGGGCCAUUCAGCCCACGCUCAGGUUUGACUACGUCCCCAGCUUUCUGUACAAAAUCUGAGGUUGUUCCCGGCCACUAUGACCAAGACCUGUGAUUCAGUCUGGGGAGGAGUGGCAUGACCAGUGGGGUCCUCUCAGCCGUGUGGACUUCAGGCAGCAGCAGGGAGGAAACCAAGAGGGCAGCCCUGGGUCCCAGGUGGCUCCGGGGGUCGUGGGGGCUGGCCCCCUGGAGGUGCCUGGAAAGAUGGUGACAGUCUCCGCCCCCCGGAGAGGAGCAGCCUGGGGUAGGCGGGGGCUCCCGGCUGCCCAGGGACCGGGAGCCAGGGCAGGAUGCCUCGAUGGUGCACUGUGGUGCAAGAAGGCGGGGCCGCCUGGGAGGACUGCGUGGGCCGCCGGCCACUCCUCUGAGCACUCGGGACACAGCUAUUCACUGAAGGAUUUUGUGGAACAGCCAUCGCCUUGUUCAGACCCCAGUGGCGCCCUCUGUUCAGCAUCACAGAGCAACCAUCCCUGGGGGCCCUGAGCAAGUGAGGUGCAGGGAGAAAGUGCAGCCAGGCCCCACGGCCACAGGGAGAGCACAGAGCCCUGUCCCAUCCUCGCUUUCUUACCAAGCGCCCUUGGAAGUCGCUCCUGGGGUCAGCAGGAGUGACCAGAGUCCCCAUUUGUCAGAACUGCUCUCGGUGGUGGGGAGCCAGGGCCAUGAGAUGUCCCCCCAUGAGAGCUAGGAGGAGCUGGCAGGCUCCCAGCCCUUCCCCCAGCUUUUGUGGCCAGAGUAUUUACACCGUACUCUCGGGGAGGGUCUGUAGACGUGCUGGAGCCCAGCAGGGGUCACCCAAGUCCUCACCCACAGCAAACCUUUGCAACCACUUCACUACCUCGAGGGCUCUCAUGGAUACGGUGGCAGCUGGAUUCUGGUCGGCCUGCUGGGCUGCGAUUUCCUCCGGGAAGGCUGCAUGUGGCCAAUUUCGUGAUCUGCCUUGGGGAGGCCAUGCCGGCCUGGGGUGCACGCAGCUCACAGGAGCUCCCUUGGCCCCCGCUGAGUCCACCUCCCCCUGUGAAGGAGCUGCUCCCCAGUUCACCCACCAGGACCCCCCCACGUCCCCUUCACAGUGACGCUGGUGUGCUGAUGGACGGUUUCUUGCAACCUGGGAAACUCCGUACCUUUUUUUCUUAAGCUGUUUUUCUCUAGGGAGAAUGCUUAGUACUCCUGCUUUUUAAUUUGUUCCCCCAAAUUGUGAUAAAACAGACCUGAACCAGCCACAGUGGUUGCUCCCAAGCACGUGUGCACCUCUGCGGGGCCUGGGUCCACGUCGGUGGGGUCCUGCCGUCUGCUCCGUGACACAGCACAGUGUCCGGAGGGCGCAGAGAGCCCUGGCGCACUGGGAGGCUUUGCGUUGCGCCACCCGUGCAGCCCUUCCCUGCCUGGGCUUCUGGUCAGGGUCCCCAUUCCCGUCGGAGGGUGUGACCGAGCCUGGUCUGUGGCAGCGCUGCUGCUUCCGUCUCCUUGGCGUCACAUGUUUGUCCGCAGAGGCAUCUCCAGGGACGUGCCGGCAGCUUCUGAAUGGGCAGCGUGCACCAGCGUGAAGGCUGCCCUCCUGUCACCCACCGUCCAGCUCAGAUGCUGCUCUGCUUUCUAAGUAGGGGGCUGGUGGCCGCCUGCUUGGGCUCCAGGGGCACGAGCUUGUGACAUCUUGUCUCAGAGGGAAGAGCGGCCCUUGGGGCCAAAAGCCCAGAUGGAAGCAAUGACUGGGCUGCCAGCCCAGACUCCGCAGGUGGCACUGCUCCCCUGGGAAGCUGGAAAAGGCUGAGUCAGGCACACGUCCACUCUGAGGACUUUGUGCGGAAGCUUCGCCUCAGAUGGUCAGGAGGCCCCGAGGACGCUGGGGUGAGAGCAGAACAGACUGCCACGGGGUGGCCACAGAGGGCACUCAGGAGCCUCUCUCAGAGCCGUUCCUUCACUGAGUCGAGUCGGCCUCACUGACUAGUGGUUGAAUUCCUGCACGGAAAUUUUGGUCGAAACCUUAACUUUGCAGUGUGGCAGUUUUGAAGGACUGCUUGAUACCCCAUGUGCGUCUCCUCAAAGGGGUCCUGCAGGAGGACCAGCCCUGGGCCCACUGGGCAGACAGCCGCCUGGCCCCGCCGCUUUGAGGGCGGGGCCCACCGGAAGCCCCCAGCGCAUCUGCAGCCCAGGUGCUGGGCCGGCAGCGGGCCACUGUCCCCGGGAGUCUUCACUGCAGGUUUUCCUCACGUCACAGGCCAGCAAGCGUCUGAACACUUCAAACCCUCGCAGACAGCAGAGGACCUGUGCCCCUUGUUACUUCCUUCCAUCCUGAGGGUUGCGCUGAAGGCGUAGGCACCCAAGUUUUGAGGUUUGUUCCACUUCCUGCCCUCCCCCCUCUGAAAGCAGGUCCAGGUAAGGCCAGGUCAAGAAGAGCCCGCUCGGACGAGCGAUUCUGCAGCGGUGACCUCCAGCUUAGAGAUCAGCCAAACCCUUCACAGCACCCGGGUCCUAGGGCCUUGCUCCUUGAGUGGAACCCGGGUUUUAGAAGCAGACUUUCCCCGAUGCACUGCACCGGCUGAAGUUACACACGGUGCACCAGGGACCGGAAAUAAGCCGUGAAUGGCUCUCCUGUCUUCCCCACCUAGUUUUAAUUGUUUCGGACCAGUUGCUAUGUUCACAGUGUCAUAGGCUUCACACCUAAACAAGCAACAGUCCCACUUCAGGUCCUCCGAGGGCCGGUGGCUCCUGCCCAGGCCAGGGCCCCGCAGCUCGCACCCCUGGAGACCACUCAGCCUGGAGGCCGGCGCCUGCACGCGUGCUGCCCACUCCUGCCAGCGCCAGGCGCGUGCCCCUAUCUCCCGGCCUCCUGUUGCCCGCUGGCCAGCUUCGCACACUGCUGCCGUGCUGUCUGCACAGGUGGCGGCCCUCCUCGGCCCUCGGGGGUGCCAGUCCCCCAAGCCAGCGAUCACAUUUUACCUGCUGUCUUCCUAGAGGCUCAAGAAAGUGCCUUGGUUCGUGCUUUGAGGCAAACCAGUGAGCGUUCUGGCUUUUCCCCAGCACUCAUAGACACUGGCCACACUGGACUCUUCAAGGGAGAGAUGGCACCAACAGACUGAGAAAGGAGCGGCUGAUGGGGCCUCAGCACACCCAGCUUUCCUGAGCCCGUCCCCCUGCGUGCCAGCCGCCUCUGGCCCUGCGGUUAUGGUUGGGGUGUGGCCGUGGCGGGCGGGGGGCUGGGAGCGCUUUGUAGUGAAUUAAGCUGCUGGUUUGUGCCCGGCCUCCUGGGAGUGACUGUUUGGCUCCGGGGCUCCCACCCGGCAAGGCUCCAGCGAGGAGCAAGGCCCACAGCGCCAGGCACAGCUACGCCGGACUUUGACCAGAGGAAUGCCAGAAAGGUGGUGUGAGGAGAGUACUUUUAAAGAAAUUAAUUUAUUUGAGUUAAGCUAUUUUUGAAACACAAAAGUCAGUUGUAUUUUUUAAAGCUAUCAUUCUUGUAGAUGUUCCGUGGUUAAAAUUUGUGCAUAUUACAAAUGGUCGUCUGUUUUGCACUUCAGCUUUGUGAAAAAUAAAUUUCUGUGGGAAGGUGA
Messenger RNA from Vicugna pacos (alpaca), 6864 nucleotides. It is a transcript of the gene SMCR8, whose product is annotated as SMCR8-C9orf72 complex subunit. Gene Ontology annotation, cellular component: guanyl-nucleotide exchange factor complex. Gene Ontology annotation, molecular function: GTPase activator activity. NCBI's taxonomy places the organism in Eukaryota, Metazoa, Chordata, Mammalia, Artiodactyla, Camelidae. The record is from RefSeq and is a predicted model, not a curated record.